GAGGGAGAGACGUGUGUUGGUAUAUACGUAUGCAGCGAGGUAGCAGCAGAGGAGACCGAAGCCGAAGCGUACAGACAGACGGCUCCGUACGCGCGAGUACGAGUACGAAUUCUAAAAUGAGAUUGGAGGAGGAUCUAGUGAUCCGCAGGAGCCGACCCACGAUGAUCUCCGCCAAAUAUCGCGCUCGCGAGGAACGUCGCCGUCUACUCAAGAUUUCCGCCGGUAAGCUGAGAAGGAUCGAGGAUCCGGAAGCGAGCCUAUGCCGAUCGGUUCUGAUAAACAACGCGGUACGACGGCUGCAGCGUGAAAAUCGGGACGAGAAGACACGUAGUUACAGUACACUCGCAGUAUCAGUGGCAUCGUACAUGGACGACGCCAGCAAGGAAAAUAACAUCACCGGCAGCCUCAUCACCGAUCACAUAACGGAUGAGGAAACCUCCUCUAGGAAGAGGUUGGCCGACGAUUCGAGGGACGGACUCAGUUCCAAGCGGCAUAGGCACGAUGACUUGGACUUGCAAGACGACGUAUUCAGUGACUUUUACAUCUUACCACCAACGCCACGUUUACUCUCGCAUAUCGACGAGAUUCAGUCAGACGUAGUAGCGUCGCAUCACAACGGCAAUCACCAUCUGGGCUUCCCGGAGGAUCGUCUCGGUAGCGACAGUGGCAACGGCGUGGCUGACGUGCGAUUGAACUGCACAAGUAGCACCUCCACAACGACUAACGGCGUUGACAACGCGACAAACUGUCAUUCCGUGCUCUUCCCCGUCGUCGUCGGACAUCUCGACGACGCGAGUGUGCAACUCUCGAGACAGGGAACCGAUAUGAUGGAGGUGGUCGAUGUAGUCGAUCCCGAUCGGCUUUGCGACUUUUCCAGAUUCGCCGACUCGACAAAGACGCUCGAGGAACGACUAGCCGAGCUACAAUCUUUGGACGAGCAUUUCGAUCUCACCAAGUUCGAACGCAACAACAAUCAGAGUUGCGGCCGCGCCUUCCAUGACAUACAGACCUUCCACAGUCUGGUGCCAGGCCUGGAGACCUAGACGGUAGCACUGGCUCGAGACCAAGCAGUCAACGAGGUGUUGUAACCCGAUUUUGCGGUGUUUCCAGAGUCGCCUGACGAAGAGAGCGUCAACCAAUCCAACGUUCGUCGUCGUAUUUUAUCCUCGUGCGCUCGUAUCUCCCUGCGUGGGAAAACGCGUGAUCGAACAAUGUCGAUGUAUCAACGAUUAUUCGAAUGAUUUCUUACCGUGGGCAAACGGAUGGGCUAAUAACAAAUUCUAUCUUGGAUACGUGCCAUUUUUUUAACAUUAGACCCGCAACGGCAAUUUUCAAAAGCAACUUGCAACAACAAUUUAGAUAUAUUCCAUUCUUAACGGUCCAAAUGUAACUGAAAAAUUUAUCUAAAUUUUUGUGUGGGUUAGAAUUUUAUUAUGAUUUAAAUUCAAUUCAAUUGCAUGAGGGAGGAGGGGGAGAGACGAUGUUAAAUAACGGCACAAUAUGUAUGUACGGUAUUUUGGUCGUAUCAUAUAUCGCUUGCGAGUCUGAUUCAUGCUGGUAAUAAUCUACUUACGGCACUGACUCAAUAUUCAACGCGCAAUGUUUUAUGCGAGAUAUCUAAUAACACGAUGAAACGCGCAUUGGCCUUUUGUUUAAUAAUUUCGAAAUAUUUUUCAUUGGUUCAAUGUCUUGCAUUUACAUACAUACAAUUAUGAGUAUAAUUUCAAUUUUCAAUAGUUUAUUGUCAAAUACAUAUAAGCUAUGUAAAGAUGAGAACAGCAAUUAGAAGCUUGUCCAUAAAAAAAAACAAAUUUUUUGUGAAAGAAAUAUCAAUAACUUGUAAAUUAUUCUUGUAAAAUCUUGCCUUUUUAAGUCAUUUGUCCUUUUAACAUUGAACAAAAUCGAGGAUCGUAGAGAGAUUUAUAAGAAAAGAGUGAAGCGCGAAUUUGCCACAAGUCUGCCAUUUUUACGACAUUUUUUACGUUUAUAUAUCACCUUAAUAUAGAUGUACAGAUAUAAUUGUAAUGUAACAUAUAUAAGUGUACAUAAUAUAUAGUACAUAGUGAUAUGUAUAUAUCUAUACAUGUUACAUUACGUUUAUACACGUACAAACAUCUAUACUGUAGAUAUACAUAUGCACAUUGUGGUAGUAUCCUAAAAAUGACGGUAUCAAUCAGUAGAGAACACUAUCCGCUUCACUUUUCUUAUAGUCUCUCUAGAAACUCGCAGAGUCUUUGUAGCGUGAGUUGGCAUGCACAAUUAUUGGCUUUGCUUUUUAAAUGGCGCGCUUGAUUUAUUUAAAUCGAUAGCCAAUAGAUGACAGAUUUCAGCCUUAAUCAACCUCAAUCAUCAUUACGUACACGCAUUCGUUUAAAUUCUUUUCCUUUAUGACUUUUCUCGGGGAGGGGGGAUACUUUUAUAAUUAUUUUAAUAAAUUGAAAUUUUUCAUUUUACUUGUAAGUAAGUUCAUCUUGGUAAGUCGUUAUAAAUCUAGUUAAAGAUAUGUAAUAAAAAAAUGGAAUUUUUGGAAUUUAUUAUUAUCAACGCUUAGCGAUCUUAUACACGCGAGCACGAGUCAAGUACUGACGUCCUCGUCCGUUUCUUGUCCUCCACGUCUUGGAGGACAUCCGCCCAACCUUGCCCGCGGCCUGAAUCGCACAUCGAAGCACCUCGCAGUGCCGGAGCGUCAUGGAGAUAUGCGCCUACAUACUAUUCUCCACCGUCAAAAACUCUCUUUCGGUAUCGACGGUAAGGCGCGGUGAGGCAAGCGAUCUUCGGCAUGACACACGCAAAGUGCGCGAGUAUGCACACAUUGUUUGUAUAUACACAGAUAGAUUUUUAAUAACAUGUUAAGAUUAUAGGAUAAAUUAUAUCGAGAGAGAUAGCACACAUCGAGAUAGAAUUGUGUGUGAGAUAGAAGGCGCAUGGAAAGCAGCUUAGCGCCAGUAAGAUAUGAAAUUCGAUGAGAACAUUCAGUAGGAAAAGUGAGAACAAACGUAUGUUAUAUUUUCUUUCGCCGUUUUUUUAGUGAAAGAUGAGACACGAAAUAAUGUCGCGAACGUUCAUCUUCGAUGUGCAUCGAAUGGCGUUAAGCGCGUUUUCCGCACGAUUUCUUCUCCGCGUUGCGUUCGAGAGCAUUGCUCUACAGCGAAUUCUCUCCGACUAGCCAUAUGGGAAACUUGCAUCUUCGCAAUGCAGUUUUCUCUGUGGAAAAAUUUGAAAUUUAGUAUUGUUGUCGAUAUAAAUUUCGGCACGUCGCGCAUCGGCCGACAGUGAACGACUGUUUUUAAACGGCGCGGUGCCGGUGCCGGCGGUUCUAAUGCGGUGCAAUUCAUUCCGGAGCAUAUUCUCCGUAGACCGUCUUGUAAGCGCGACGAAAGGCGCUGAUUUAUCGCGUAAUGCCACAACGAGCCUUAGUUGUUGUACAUUAUUGCAUCACUUUCGUCGAUCUUUUAUUAGAUUUCUUUAUAUUUGAGGAGACAGAUUGCCUUAGCAAGCAAUAGCGCUAUACUCUUCUACUGGUGCUUUCCUCUCUCUCUCUCUCUCUCUCUCUUUCUUCCAUGGAGAAAAUCAUCUUGUAUGUAGGUAUAUACAUACAGGAGAUAUCACAGAAUUUGCUUUCUGCUAAACUUCAGUAGAAUCAGUGUGACAAAAAUAUAUAUGGCAUGGCAGAAAGAUUUCGAUUUUCUACUUUCCAUUUAUGAUUUAUGUCCUGGAUUGCUGUUGUAACGAGCGCGUUAAUUUUCGAUAUUAUUUCAUCAUCAUCUAUCGCGUACUUUUUCUUUCCUUAGCUUAGAACGAUGCGCUUGGUGCAAUAAUGUUUAGCGAAGAAGAAUCAACUGGCGAUCAACACAAAAAAGUUCAUCGAGAAGCGAUCAAUUUUAUUAGAUAAAAAUUUUAUCGCGUAAAAAUGUUUUGUUAUUUUAUUAUUGACAUGCCAAAUGAAGCAUCUUGCAUUCAAUUAUUGUUAAUCUUUUCCGAUUCUGUGCGCCUAAAAAUUUUUAUUUCUUUUUAUCGAAAUUAAACUUUGAUUUAGUUUUAUAUUAAGGAUGCGUCUCUAUUAUUUGUAAACACUGUAUCCACAAACGGUGUACAUACAGAGCAUUAAUGCCGUUCAAUGCGCCUUAACAUAUUCAAGAAACAUCUUUUCAAAUUUUGUUUUUAUACACACACACACACACACCAUUAACGAAAUUUUACACACACACACACACACACACACAGACCCAUAUAAACGCACGCACGAUAUAUGAUUCACUAUUCCUUCCAUUUUUUGCGUAAUGAAUCAGUUUAUACGCGCGCGCGCGCGCGCGCGUGUGUGUGUAUGUGUGUGUAUGCAUAUAUGUAUAAAGUCUCUUUGAGAGUACAUGAACGCAUCGGACGACGUUAAAGCUGCCGAUUAUAUACAUACCGUACAGUUAUUUGAAGACAGUUGGAUUAUCAUGUCGAGCGGCCAAGUAUCUUUAAGAAUCUUUCGGGAGCGCUUAAUGAAUUUGCUACGUCUCCAUUUUUUUUAUGUAUUUGCCAAUCGAUUAUUUUUAUGAAAAUUUUUAUUGACGAUUUUUUACGUUAUACUAUCGCGUUUUAAUGUUCGUUCAACCUAUUCGUGCCUCGCAUACUAAUUUUUGUUUAUACAUAUAUACAUGUUUGCGUCACAAAAUUAUUUAAUGUCACGAAACGACAUCUCGAGGCGAUGAACACGUGCUUCUUCUACACGCGACACAAAUUGCAACGAUUGUAUUAUUGUUUCAAGUAAGGUACGAAAAAAAGCUGCUGAUUUAUUACGGUUAUCGAUUAGCAUAUGUCGUAGCCGCAACCACAUUUCGUUGGUUCGUCGGCAAACAUGCAAUCUUCUUUUUCUAAUUUAUUUUUCCCUCACAAAAGUGCUAAAAGGAAUUGGAUAAUGUUUCGGAAUAAUUUGUCUCCCAUAUAUAUGUCGCUUCUGCCAUCGACUCGCAAGCAUUACGUUUCAAGUUCCAAGUCUUUUCUCGCGUAUAUAAAUUUUUAUUUUUGUCACGAGAAGUGUCUGUGAUCAAAUUCAAGCAACAAGUUUUUCUAGCGCAAAAGUUGUUGUCCAAUAAUGUAAUCUAGAUUUUCUCUUAUAUGUAAAAAGAUGACCGUUUUUUGGUAGAUGAGGGAGGUACAUAUCGAUGUAUGUAAAAUACUGAAGCGUCAUCGUUAUCAUACGUUAUUUUCGACAAUUUCAUAUUUGCAACAAUUGAGAAAAAGAAGAUAUUUUAGAGAAAGCAGAGGAAACACUAUGUGGGUAGAGACAAUUCCGUGGCAAGUCUGAACGCAGACGCACACAGACACAUCCAAACUUCCUUCGAACGCCUGAGCCAGGUUUCCAGGAAAAAAAAAAAAAAAAAA
Molecule: messenger RNA, 5370 nt
Organism: Solenopsis invicta (red fire ant)
Lineage: Eukaryota; Metazoa; Arthropoda; Insecta; Hymenoptera; Formicidae
Exons: 4
Coding region: 30-1043 (337 amino acids)
Cellular component (GO): nucleus
Molecular function (GO): transcription regulator activity
Source: RefSeq, a predicted model, not a curated record